UUGCCUUUUCCUCACCUACCCACCCACAAAUUCAUCUCCCUCCGCCACAAAUCGACGAGAAUGGAGGCUACCUUCGAGAGAGAAUGCGAAGAGGAAGAAGUGCAUUGGAUAACAGAAGGUUUUGAGUUCUAUUCACCAUUUCCAAAUCCGCAAUUGCGACUGCCGUUGAAGCUUCUUGAUUUUUCCAGAUAUGCAAUUUGGGUAGCAGAGGGUUCUGGGAGUGAUUUGCCACCGGAGAUUUCCCAGCCGAGAAUUACUCACACCUUUCGACCCAAAGCAGAGAUUCACAAACUUCUCACUUUCCAGACCGCCACCAAUACUCUCUCUCUCUGUCCAUUGCUCUCCCUUUUCGCCACCACACCUUCAUGUUCCUAUUCUUCUUGCUCUAGUUGA
Messenger RNA from Linum tenue, 393 nucleotides. The record is from the annotation of a GenBank genome assembly. NCBI's taxonomy places the organism in Eukaryota, Viridiplantae, Streptophyta, Magnoliopsida, Malpighiales, Linaceae.